Plasmodium knowlesi strain H is the source of this 1614-nucleotide messenger RNA. Its product is annotated as conserved Plasmodium protein, unknown function. Lineage: Eukaryota; Apicomplexa; Aconoidasida; Haemosporida; Plasmodiidae. The record is from RefSeq and is a predicted model, not a curated record. The coding region runs from base 1 to 1614 and encodes 537 amino acids. The transcript has a single exon.
AUGAUAGUUAACCAUGACAACCAUGAUAAGGAGUAUAGCGCAGAAAUUUCUGAGGAGAAGAGAGAGGACGAAUCCUGUCAAAUAAGUGAAUCGGCUUUAUGUCCUCGCAACCGCGAUAAUGGAGGGGCAGGUCUUUUAGGAACCAUUCAUAAUGGCGAAGAAUUGCAUGACGGGAGGAAAAAUUUUGUAGGGGAAAAGUGCAAUAUGUUUGGUGAGGGAAGGAGUCAACAUGUGGAAGAUAUCAACAGUGAUAAUUCUCAGGAAGAAUCGAAAAAAAACGAAAGGGAACAAGCCCAGAGGAGUGACACCAAUGAGGAUUCGGGAAAUAGUGACAGGAGGAAGGUAACCCCAAAUGAACUGAGCAAACAGGAGUACUGCGAGGGGGCGGUUGACCGAACCCAGGCAUGUGGAGCCGUGCAAAGUGACAAGCGGUUCAUCAGUGAUUAUACAAUCAAAGGGGACAGCGGGGGAGGGGCAGAGAGUGAACUCCAAAUUGAGGUGGCUCAUGUACCACGGAGCGACGCAGCGGGUGCUGUAGAAAUCGAGGAGGACGAUUUACAGGAAGAAACGGAGGAUGGAUCCUUAAGCGGCACACUCUAUGGAUCUAUAGUUGGUUCCUUAAAUAGUUCCCAAGUCGGCUCCCAUAACGAUGUCCUGAGCAGUUCUUUAAGAAAUAAUCCAGAUGGUGGCGAGGACGAAACUGUGGAAGCUGUCGUGGCAAAGGAAGAAAUGAUCAACAUUACCGGGCUUUAUCACAGGGGCAUAAACAAAAUAGAGGCAGUCAUCGCCCUGUAUAAAUACUACAGGAACAACUUCAAUCAGCGGUUCAGGGAGCAAAUGAACAAGUAUAACCCGCUUAUCUACUUCUACAGUAACAACAACUUUGAAAAUCACAUCAGUGUGGAUUAUAUCAACUAUAGGGACAAAAUGAAUGCAAUAAAGACGGAAAGACUGUCGAGGCUGGUGUUGUAUAUAGAGGACAUAAACAAAAUAAAACAAGCUCUGAAGGUUAAGCAACAUAACGAAUUAAAAUUAGAGGAUGAUGGGAAGAAGGAGUAUUUUUACGAUGCCAAUGAAGACAUAGAGGACUUCUUCAUUUUUGAUAAUACCGUUUCUUAUCUGAAUAAUGAUGUUGAAAGCAUAUUUUCCGAAGGGGAAAAUUCUUCAUUUUUGAAGGAUGAUGCAAGCAUAGAUAAUUUUUUGGAGGAGCAGAAAAAUAAAACCGGGGACGAGUAUAAUAUGCUAAAUUUAUUUAAUCGUUUUUCUUUGAAAAAUUAUUAUAUGUUCGAUAUUAAUAAAAAUUUGUGUGCGAUAUAUGCGCGCACACCUAUGAUAAUUAAGAGGUUUGCGGAAAAAAUCAACUCUUACAGUAACGCAGAGAAGCCGGACGCUGAUUUGGAUGACACAGAGCAGGAUGGAGGAAACUUUCCAGGUGAACGUGGAAUUGAAGAAAAUGGUAAUUACUAUCCUGCUGCUCGUUCUCGUGAAAAUAAUCAAAAUUUGGAUGCUUACAUUCAAUUUCAUUGCGAGAAGUGGCAGGAGAAUAUGUACGACAUAGUUGAAGUAAAUAGCCUGGAAUUUGAUUUUAAUCGUUUAAGGUGUAACAUAAUGUAA